AUGGACGUGGCUGGACUGCCAAAAACUCCGCCUUUUGAUCCCCCGUCAUUCGGCGGGAUGGGCGCGCCUCCGGAGGCCAAAGGCUUUGGGAAUCCUGGUGCAGUUCCCCAGGCGAAUCCGAAGUCCCCGGGGGGGCUCUCACCGAAAGACGUGGAGCCAGGGCGCCAGACAGGGCGCAUUCGCGUGAAGGGACCGAGCAUGGUUGGCGACAUCCGAACCAACCUCGACGACAUCAAGUCUUCACUCGUGUCGUACUACGGGAGGCUGUACUCAGGGACCUCCCCAUCCAUUGCGGACCGCAUCGACGCGCUUUCUUUUCGAGGGCAAAGCGCCGAGCCGAGCUCGCGCUGGUUGAGGCGCCGAGAACGGGAAACGAAGUACGAGGCCCUGGCGGAAGCGAACAUGGACGGUUUCCCAAGCCGUUCAGGACGUGACCGCGGGUACGAAGACAUUGAUGAGACGCCGGAGAUGGCUGGAUUUGGAGGCCAACGCUCUGCUGGAAGAUUCAACAAGAAAACUGGAGAGGUCUACGACAUGCUACGGGACUUGCGUCUCAAGUGCGAAACUGCAUCCGCAAAACUGAACACGGUCUCCGAUGAGCUCUACCCGCAGAUCUCCAACCCCAACCUGAGAGAAUGGGAAUAUACAACUAUCAAUAAGGCUCGGCGACGACCAGAGUUUGGGAAUCAGGAGGAGCUUCGCCACCAUGCAACGAACCUGUACCGCCACCUACACACGCAGGCGGAGAUAAAUCAGAGCCGCAUCAACUCCUUGCAAUCGAAAAUGAAGAUCUUGUACAUGCAGACGAAAGCGGAGAUGACCAAGCAUCAGCAAGACCCGCGAGUCGGUCUAUAA
Molecule: messenger RNA, 855 nt
Organism: Besnoitia besnoiti
Lineage: Eukaryota; Apicomplexa; Conoidasida; Eucoccidiorida; Sarcocystidae
Exons: 3
Coding region: 1-855 (284 amino acids)
Source: RefSeq, a predicted model, not a curated record